Syngnathoides biaculeatus (alligator pipefish) is the source of this 2473-nucleotide messenger RNA. RefSeq names its product transmembrane protein 110, like (gene tmem110l). The transcript is spliced from 8 exons. The coding region runs from base 671 to 1582 and encodes 303 amino acids. The record is from RefSeq and is a predicted model, not a curated record. NCBI's taxonomy places the organism in Eukaryota, Metazoa, Chordata, Actinopteri, Syngnathiformes, Syngnathidae. Gene Ontology annotation, cellular component: membrane.
UUCUCGGUGGAUAAGCGCGUUAAAACGGGAGCGAGAUUUAUUUGAAAUUAUAAUCUAACAUGAAACAGUUCCAAACUGCGUUUACAAUCAGGAAAUUUUUAAAAGUCAUUAAUCGUAUCACCAAGAUAUCACGGGCCAUCAUUAUUUACACAUUUUAGUUGUAAUUUAAAGAUAAGGAAUUUACACGAAGACCAGUGCCAAAAUCUGAUUACAACCGGUAGUUGAACGGAUUUUCCUGAAAAAAAGUAAAAGAAAAAAAAUCAAUUAAUAAACAUUGUAUAUAUUAAAUGAGGAUUAAUCUUGCUUUAUUGUCCAAAAAUAUUGAUUACAAGUGUUAAUGCAGCAUCUUCGGAAGGCUGAUGUGAUUUAUGUAGUCCGCCGAGUGGAUCCCCGCCUCUUAUUUUGACACACGCAAACCGGAAGCUUUAAUUCGCAUCGUGCAAACUGACGUAUUGUUUUUCUUCAACGGAAAGAUGGAUGUGGGGGGGGGGGGUGAGAUCGAUUUGUAUUUUUUCCUCAAGUUAAUUUAUCAGAACCUUCUUUGACCCCUUGAGCGUUGAAUUUAAAAAUCGAAUUACGCUGGACCGCCUUCAUCGCAAAUGCCAAACUCGUGACGACUCAAGCAGAACCUUUUGUCUGCCAGCUCAUCGUCGUCGUCGUCGUCGUCGUCAUGGACAUGUACGGAUUCGGCGGUCCGAUGCCGGUGAGGAGAUUGUCCGACGCGGGAGAGCUGCAGGUGAGCAACAUGAGCGACAUCGACAAGGCCACCCCGCACGGAUGCGACGACGGCGCCCUGACGGACCGCUUCGGGGUUCUCAUCCAGGGACUUUUGGCCUUCGUCGCCUUCAGCACGCUCAUGUUGAAACGCUUCCGGGAACCGGCAGGGAUCCGUCGACCUUGGAGGAUGUGGUUUUUCGACACUUCCAAGCAGGCCAUCGGCGCUCUCUUCAUCCACUUCGCCAACAUCUUUCUGUCCACGCUCACCAAAGAGGACCCUUGCUCGCUGUACCUGAUGAAUUUCCUGCUGGACGCUACGGUGGGCAUGCUGGUCAUCUGGCUGGCCGUCAAAGUGGUGUCGCGGGUGGUGGAGUACAAGCAGUGGACGCCGCUCACGUUUGGCGAGUACGGCGACCCCCCGCAGGCGGCGGCGUGGCUGGGUCAGUGCGGCACGUACCUGCUCAUCAUGGUUCUGGAGAAAGGCGUCAUCAGCCUGGUGCUGCUCGUGCCGGGCUGGUCCAAACUCCAAGAAGUUCUGCUGGGCUACAUUUCAAACCCUCAACUGGAGCUGGUGCUGGUCAUGCUCAUCGUGCCGUUCGUCGUCAACUCGGUCAUGUUCUGGGUGGUGGACAGCCUGACCAUGAGGAAGCUGAAGAACACGAAGAGCCUGGACGACUCGUGCGAAGUCACGCCCGAGAAGGCCGACGCGUCGCCCUGGACGGUCGAUGACGAGUCGCAGGUUCUGCUGAGGGCGGAGACGGACACGGACGAGGCGUCCCAAGGUGAAGAAGAACCGGGCGACGGCGUCCUGCCUCCCGUGCAGUACUCGGGAGCGCAAGUCCGGCCCAGCUGGGUGAUGGUUUGAGGCCGCCAAGCGUCGAGAGAGAUCGGUCGCCGCGGGCGUUCGCCUAAUUUGUGCGGGACAAACGUGAUGAAGGGAAAAGCGCACUUGAAGGCAUCUGCACUUGGGAAAAAAAAAAAAGGAUUUCUUCUUCCGCCCCCUCCCAGGCCGGGGAAUUUUUUUUUUUUUUUUUGAGGGGGGGGGGGAGCAAGCGCUGCUUUGAAUCCACCUUUUGAUGGAAGGGGGCCAUCGUUCUGGCAAGCGACUUCCGAACAACUUCAGAGAAAAGACCAAACGUUUUUUUUUUUCCUUUCCAAGAGUAAAAGUACGCGUGUGGACUUGUUUCACGUCAGCUGUGUGAAAUUAUGUUUUUGUCGAAAUCGGAAUACUUUCCCACAUUUCGUGAUGUUCAUUAGUAUCUGAUUUUUUUUACUUCAGUUUUUUUUCUUUUUUUUAAUGAACAAAAGAUGUAUUGUUUUUUUUUUUUUUUUUUAAAUGGCAGAAACAUGCUUCCACCAAAGUCAUGUUUCCGGAAAAGUCCAGUUUUUGGCAAAUAUGUAUUUCGUCAAAGCGAAUGUUAGCUUAGCUUCACACAAGUACAAAAACCCAUUCGUCUGCGAGCCACUCAACAGUAGCUCGGCUUGCUUUAAAUGCACACUAAGCUAAGCUAACAUUCCAAAUUUGACUUAUGACUUGAUAUUUAUUGUAUCUUGUAGUUAUUCACGUUAUGUGAAGUUGGCUUUUUAUAUGACAGUUAUGAACCUUUAAAACUUGAACUGUACACAUCUUUGUAAUCACUGUUGUUCAGUUGGAGCAAAUAUGUCAUUUUAUUGUCUUCUUUUUUUUUUUCUAUGCUAUCUGAUCUCUGGGAGUGGUCACCACGGUGCUCCUUACAGAAUAUAUUUUGUUGAUCUG